Molecule: messenger RNA, 2736 nt
Organism: Symbiodinium pilosum
Lineage: Eukaryota; Dinophyceae; Suessiales; Symbiodiniaceae
Source: the annotation of a GenBank genome assembly
AUGUAUACUAUUUGGAGGCCAAGGCUCCUUGUAGCACUGUUCCCUUGCAAGGAAUAUGGGCCAGUGAUCCAUGAGUUCGACCCUUGGUUCAACUACCGUGCCACGGAGUACUUGGCAACUCAUGGAUGGAAGAGGUUCUUCACCUGGUUUGAUCACCAAUCCUGGUACCCGCUGGGCCGUCCAGUUGCAACGACCAUCUAUCCGGGAAUGCAGAUCACAGCGGUUGCCUUGUGGCAGAUGUUGCAGCGCUGUGAUCCAUCCUGGUUCGGUGGUGUCUCUGCAGUGUUUGCCGGGCUCCUGACGUUGGAAUGCUCUGGAUUGGGUGCUGCAGCCGUUGUGGCGAGCCUUACCAUGGCCAUCGUGCCCGCCCACCUUUCCCGAUCUGUUGGAGGAGGAUUUGACAACGAAUCUGUGGCGAUGCCGGCGAUGUGCGCCACUUUCUUCUUCUGGUGCAGGGCUCUACGAUCUGCAAAGUCUUGGCCCAUUGCAGCGAUGGCAGGGCUGGCCUACGCCUACAUGGCGGCUGCGUGGGGCGGCUACAUUCUGGUGUUGAACAUGGUGGGUUUGCAUGCAGGGCUCUUGAUGCUGUUCGGCUGCGAGGGCAAGCUCUAUGAGGCCUACAGUCUGUUCUUUGUGGUGGGGACUGCUCUGGCUAUGCAGGUGCCAGUGGUAUCUUGGACACCGCUGCGCUCAGCGGAGCAGUUGGGGCCCUUGGCGCUCUUUGUUCUCUUCCAGAUCCAAAAGGCUUAUCGGCGCUUCCUCAAGCCAGACCUUUUCCGAGAGCUGGGCCUGUUGGCAGUGUUGGUCCUGGCUCUGGCCUUCUUGAUUCCUUCAGGUUACAUUGGCCCCUUCUCAGUCAGAGUCAAAGCCCUCUUCGUGAAGCAGGCCAAAACUGGGAAUCCACUGGUAGACUCGGUGGCUGAACAUCAGCCCGGGAGUUCCGACGCAUACCUGAACUACCUGGGAAUGGUGUACUACGUGGCCCCCUGGGGAGUACCGGCAAUAUUGCUAAGACCACGCAAGGACCUUGGCCUCUUCUUGCUAUCAUUGGCAGCUGUGAGCCUCUUCUUCUCCCUGCGGAUGCGGCGCCUGGUCCUGCUGAUGGCCCUGCCGGCCUCUGCCCUAAAUGGCUGUGCCCUGGGUCAACUCUUUGAUCAGUUUCUUGCCAGGCCUGUACUCCUUUCGUUGCAAGAAGCGGAGCAGGUUCUCCGGACCUGGAAUCGGCCUUGGAUGCGUGCUGUGCGAGUUCUUUGUGGCUUGGCCAUGUGUCACCAGUUGCAAAAGGGCAUCGAGGAAUUCGCUAAGUUCUGUGACGACAAGGCUCGGUGGUCGCUGUCGCAUCCCCAAAUCGUCACCAAGACACGAGGCGGGACCCUGAUCGAUGACUACCGAGAGUCUUAUCUGUGGCUGCGCGAAAACACCGCCGAAGAUGCCAGGAUUAUGGCUUGGUGGGACUAUGGGUAUCAGAUCGCAGGAAUGGCGAAUCGCACUACAAUCGCAGAUGGCAACACUUGGAAUCACGAGCACAUAGCGCUCUUAGGCCUGUGCUUGUCUUCCCCUCUGAGGGAGGCCCAUGCCAUUGCGCGGCACCUGGCGGAUUAUAUCCUGGUUUGGGCUGGAGGCGGAGGUAAAGAUGACGUAGGCAAGUCCAAGCACAUGGCCCGCAUCGCAAACUCCGUGUACCAUGGCCAUUGUGCAGAAGAUGACUGUGACCAGUAUGGGGUUUUCCCCGGUGGGAAGCCUAGCAAGAUGAUGCGGGAUUCACUUGUCUAUGGCCUCUGCGGAAGAACUGCUCUGGAUACAAACCUCUUCGAGGAAGUUUACUACAGCCAGAACAAGCGCGUUCGUAUUGUGAAGGUGCACCAGGUGUCCCAAGAGUCAAGGGCCUAUGCAGCCGAACCCAGCAACCGGCUUUGCGAUGCGCCUGGGAGCUGGUACUGUCCUGGAACGUAUCCACCUUCCCUGCAAGCCCUCUUCAACCGGAGCGAGGCUAGUAGAGAGGCUCAGGCGUAUCAAAAAGCCUACGAUGCCCGCAUCCGGGAGCAGCUAAAAGAGCGGCCGGAACCCAAUGGAGACGGAUUGCCUACUGGAAGCUACCUGGGCUCUUGCCGAGGGUGUCGUAUGGAGGCCAAAGUGCUUCAUUGCAGUCACUGCCGUUUACCCGGCUCGCCAUCACUUUCUUCCUCUUUGGACUUGGACACCUGCUGGGUACCCAAGGUCAAUAAUAUUCAUGGACACCUGCAGUGUGAGCCUAAGCCCAAUGGUGCCAACAUCCCAGCGGGUGGGUACCAGCAGUCUUGCAAAGGCUGUGAGCUUAAUUCAAGGGGCUUCCUUGCAUGCAGUCAUUGCUCCACAGCAUCAGGUAAGCAAAACCCUUCGAGUUACAGGUUGGACAACUGCCCAGCCCCUGGUACCUUGGACAACGACAAUGGACGACUGACUUGCAAUGGCCUGCCAAAUGAUGCUGCUCUUCCUUCAGGGCCCUAUCUGCACUCAUGCCAGGGCUGCCAACUACAACAGCCACAUGUGGUCUGCAAGCUUUGCCGAAGAGCUGAUGGACAGCAGGUGGAGUCCAGAUACGAGCUUGACAGAUGCCCGCCGCCUUCAUUCAAGCUAGAUAACCAGGAUGGUCGCCUUGUCUGCGUGGGGACAUCCAAUGCCGAGAAAAGUGCAGACAGGAUCUUGAAGCUUUGCUACAUGUUGUUACCUUCACCAUGCCUAAGCCUUGAAAUCUAG